UUGACACCCACAGCCCUGCAAUCCCAACCCGAGCUCAGUUGAGUCGAGAGUCCAAAGAAAUGGGAUCGAGCGCAGUCACGACACGUGAUUCCUUUCCUUUCCUUUCCUUUGUGACGGAGUUGCGUUCCGUUGUAAGUAGAGCAUCUAUGCUACCUGUCGUGUGUGUACCGAAGCGUCGGCGGACUUCUGGAAUCUGGAGGCUCGAGAAACGAAGACGAAAAUAGUUAGUUAGUUGGAUAGGGAUGGAUGCCAGAUGCCAGAUGGGCGAUGGGCGCUGAUCGAUCGUCGUCUCGCUGUGACUGUGGCUGCAGUGGCUUUAGCUGGCAGCCCUGUCCGUGGGCAGUGGGGAGGGAUCUGGGGCGGAGCCGCGAAGGCGGGCGGCCACGCACCACGCGGACGAUCGACAAGAGUUCAAACACCAGCUGUUUUGAGCUUUUCUUUCCUUCUUUCUGUGUUUCAAACGGCACUUUUUUUUGUCUCUUUUCUUUCCGGAUUUGUUCCGAGGGUAACCAAAUUUGUAGGGAGAUGUAUCUACAAAGAAGAUGGAUGGACAUUGGACAUUGGGCAGCAUUUUCUCUGGGGUUUUAUUUUUGUUCUUUUAUUUUUACUUCAUGUACCGCGUGCAGGACUGAGGAUGCUGGAUGCUGGAUGCUGGAGCUGGACCGGCGCCGAACCGAACGGGCGGUUUGGGGUUUCCGUGCGGCGUGGAGUGAGCAUACAUACGGAAGGAAAGAAGGAGAAAAGGAGGAAAGGGAGGGAAACGAAGGUGCAGAAUAUGUAAUAAUAAAAGAGACAGCGCGGGGGAGAUGGGGGGCGGGCUAGGUGGCUUUGGGCUUGCGGUGACGAUCGACAGGCAUAGGUAACAUUGAAAUUUUCUCGUGAUGAAGAGAGGGAGAGGCCGCGAAACUCUGCUGACAGUCUGAUUGUGGUGAGAGUAAAGUGGGAUGUCUCCUUGAGUGAUACGCGAAUAGCCACACGAGCAAAUAGACCGCCCGAACAUCAGACUACAGAUAGUCCGGCCGGCGAUCA
Tricharina praecox is the source of this 1029-nucleotide messenger RNA. RefSeq lists its product as uncharacterized. Bases 247 to 822 code for a protein of 191 amino acids. The record is from RefSeq and is a predicted model, not a curated record. Lineage: Eukaryota; Fungi; Ascomycota; Pezizomycetes; Pezizales; Pyronemataceae. The transcript has a single exon.